CAAAUCCGUAUAAAAACCUCCAACGUUGCACAUAUUAUCAUCACGGCAUUACCUCUCUUCCUUGUUUUAUUCUGUUCCUUCCCUUCUUCUCUGUUGAGUUUUUGAACCCAAAUAAACUCUAGCCACAACUGGCAUAGCUAGGCUACUCAAAGAUGCCUAGCAAGGAGGUUUCACCAUUAGGAGAAAUAAAAGCUCCUUUGUUGGAAGUUCACCCUUUACCAGAUGCAGCAGAACAAGAACAAGACCUCAAAAGAAAGAUUUGGGUUGAAUCCAAGAAGCUAUGGCACAUAGCAGGCCCUGCAAUCUUUAGCCGUAUAGCAUCGUAUUCCAUGUUAGUGAUCACCCAAGCCUUUGCAGGCCACCUAGGUGACCUUGAACUCGCAGCUAUCUCCAUCGCCAAUAAUGUUGUCGUCGGCUUCGACUUUGGCCUCUUGUUGGGCAUGGCAAGUGCGUUGGAAACACUAUGCGGGCAAGCUUAUGGGGCCAAAAAGUACUACAUGUUAGGCGUGUACAUGCAGCGUUCUUGGAUUGUUCUUUUCAUUUGUUGCAUCUUCCUUUUGCCUAUCUACCUGUUUGCCUCGCCGGUUUUGAAGUUGUUGGGGCAGCCUGAUGAUCUGGCAGAGCUUUCCGGUGUGGCAUCAAUGUGGAUGAUACCGCUGCACUUCUCCUUCGCGUUCCAGUUUCCUCUCCAGAGGUUCUUGCAGAGCCAGCUUAAAACCGCUGCAAUUGCCUGGGCAUCUCUAGUGGCGCUUUUGGUGCACGUGUUUAUCAGUUGGUUAUUUGUUUUCAAGCUUCAGUUUGGUUUGAUUGGCAUUGCUGCUACCAUUAACUUCUCUUGGUGGAUCCUCACGUUGGGCCUUUUGGGUUACACUGUUUGUGGCGGUUGCCCUCACACGUGGCCUGGUUUGUCCAUGGAAGCUUUUUCUGGUCUUUGGGAGUUUGUUAAACUUUCUGCUGCUUCUGGAGUCAUGCUCUGUGUGGAGAAUUGGUAUUAUAGAGUUCUGAUAUUGAUGACUGGAAAUCUUAAGAAUGCUGAGAUUGCCGUGGAUGCUCUGUCCAUAUGCAUGUCAAUAAAUGGCUUGGAAAUGAUGAUUCCUCUGGCGUUUUUUGCUGCAACAGGAGUGAGGGUUGCAAACGAGCUGGGAGCUGGGAAUGGUAAAGGAGCCAAGUUUGCUACUAAAGUAUCUGUGGUCACUUCUUCAAUAAUAGGACUCUUCUUUUGGAUGUUGAUUUUGAUAUUUCACGAUAAAAUCGGCUACAUAUUCUCUACAAGCAAACCCGUCCUUGAUGAAGUAAACAAUCUUUCUCUUCUGUUAGCCUUCACAAUACUACUUAACAGUAUUCAGCCAGUUCUCUCAGGAGUGGCUGUGGGAUCAGGGUGGCAAUCAUAUGUUGCAUACAUAAAUUUGGGUUGCUACUAUCUUGUUGGGGUGCCUCUUGGAUUUAUAAUGGGCUGGGUAUUCAAUCAAGGAGUUAUGGGAAUUUGGGCGGGGAUGAUUUUUGGUGGAACAGCACUUCAGACAUUGAUAUUAGGCGUGAUUACCAUUCGAUGCGAUUGGGAUGGAGAGGCAGAGAAAGCAAAAUUGCAUUUGACAAAGUGGUCAGAUUCAAAACGAGAACUGAACUAGUGCUUCUUUAGAGAGGGACCGGUCUUCGUAGCCUAAAUGCCAAAGGAAUUAAUUGGCAUAAUUAUAUCAUGACAUUAGAAAUAGUUAUUUCUUUGCUAUUAUAAUUUUUUUUGAACGUUCUUUGCCAUUAUAAUUGGUCACAGAAGCAGUCGUUACCAUUUAAGUUUAUAGUUCUUCAAAGUUCAAACAGUAAGCGUAACCUUAUUUUCAUAUUUUAAAUUUAAAAGGACCGUGCGUGUAAAUACUAAAAAUAUGUGUGUAAAAAACAAUUCUUUUUGUGGAUGGACAUAAUUUUAUUUA
Lotus japonicus is the source of this 1928-nucleotide messenger RNA. RefSeq names its product protein DETOXIFICATION 27-like. The coding region runs from base 153 to 1628 and encodes 491 amino acids. The record is from RefSeq and is a predicted model, not a curated record. The transcript has 8 exons. Gene Ontology annotation, biological process: xenobiotic detoxification by transmembrane export across the plasma membrane. NCBI's taxonomy places the organism in Eukaryota, Viridiplantae, Streptophyta, Magnoliopsida, Fabales, Fabaceae. Gene Ontology annotation, cellular component: membrane. Gene Ontology annotation, molecular function: antiporter activity; xenobiotic transmembrane transporter activity.